This is a messenger RNA of Emiliania huxleyi CCMP1516, 1107 nucleotides long. RefSeq lists its product as hypothetical. Lineage: Eukaryota; Haptophyta; Isochrysidales; Noelaerhabdaceae. The transcript is spliced from 3 exons. The record is from RefSeq and is a predicted model, not a curated record. Bases 1 to 1107 code for a protein of 368 amino acids. Gene Ontology annotation, molecular function: dioxygenase activity.
AUGCUUCCAUUGACCCUUCUCGCCUCCACGGUCGACGCCAGCUUCUCCACCUGGCCGACCGUCGAUUGCGGCUCGCUACUGAGGGACGAUCUCGCGCCUCGCACCGCGGCGCUCGAUGACCUCCGAGAUGCGAUCGUGACCCGCGGCUUCUUCUACUGCGCUGGAGUCGGCGAGCUCUUCAACGAGUCGUACAUCGCGAGCAUGUACGACUUUAGCAGGCGGGCACACGCGCUCCCACCGGCCGUCAAGCGACGCCACUCACGGCCGCACGGCGGUUACACCGGCCCCGACGCCGGCGUGCUGGGCAACGUGCACGAGCUUGGCAAGCUGCCAUCCCUCCGGGCGUGGGACUACUCACGCGAGCCAAACGCCUUUGUCGCGGCCCAGUGCGCCGGCUCGCCGGCCUCGGCUGGAGGCAGCGGCGGCGGCGACGAGGGCGGCGGCAGCGGAAAGUACCCAGGCCCCGAGCUGCUCUCACCGCGGUUCGAGGAUGUGGUGGGCGACCUGUACGACCGGCAGCAGACGCUCGCGGCGGCGCUGCUCGAGGCGAUUGGCGAGGUGCUCGGCCUUCCGCCGGACGCCUUCACGCGCCACCUUGCCGACGGCGAGCUCGGCACGGUGCGGCUGAUGCGCGCAGAAGGGCUCGAGCUGCGCGACGUGUCUGGACGGUGGGCGGUGGCGCCGGUGCGGCCCGACGCGCUUGUGGUCAUCCUCGGCGAGCGCUGCGCUCGAGCGGAGCGGCGGCAGCGCGCACUCACACGUCCGCGACGCGUCCGCGACACGUCCGCAGGCGACGUUCUCGAGAGGAUGACGAAUGGCGUGUUGCGCGCGACGCCGCACCGCGUGCCGCUCGACGGCGCGGGAGGCGGCGAGCGCUACUCGAUCAUCCGCUUCUGCGCGCUGGCGGCGCACACACGCAUCGCGCCGAUGGAGGAGUUCGUCACGCCCGAGUCGCCCGCCCUGUACAGCGCGACGACGAUGGAGGAGCACCUCCGCGUCACGGUCGAGAACCUGCUCGCGGGGCGGGGCGCGUGGGAUAGUGAGACGGACGCCUCCGCCACCGCGACGUACGACCAUGCUGCGGCCCGGAGUCGCGAUGAGCUGUGA